This is a messenger RNA of Astyanax mexicanus (Mexican tetra), 3455 nucleotides long. It is a transcript of the gene syt5b, whose product is annotated as synaptotagmin Vb. The transcript is spliced from 9 exons. The coding region runs from base 188 to 1459 and encodes 423 amino acids. Gene Ontology annotation, cellular component: axon; synaptic vesicle membrane; dense core granule. Gene Ontology annotation, biological process: regulation of dopamine secretion; synaptic vesicle endocytosis; cellular response to calcium ion. Gene Ontology annotation, molecular function: calcium-dependent phospholipid binding; calcium ion binding; clathrin binding. The record is from RefSeq and is a predicted model, not a curated record. Lineage: Eukaryota; Metazoa; Chordata; Actinopteri; Characiformes; Acestrorhamphidae.
UCUUCAUUAUAUAGAAGAGCUGAGAAAGAGGGUCUGUCUCAGGGCUUAUUGUGGGAAUAUUGCGCUGUGUAGUUUUGCAGGGAUCGUGUGCUGAAGUGGUUAACUUUGGGAGAGUGGUGGGCUACCUGACGCACAUUCAGCCAGCGCUGGACUGGGAGAGCGGAGGAGAAUAGAUUUUUCUGGUGCCAUGAGGCUGGCCAGUAUGGCACUCCGUGUUCGGCGCACGGCUGAACUGGCAGAGAAAGAACCAGAGCCAGAACCGGAACCAGAACCAAAACAUGAACAUGAACAUCAUACUAGCCAUCUAGCUCCUCCUUCUCAUCACAACUAUGACCACAUGAAGAGCAAAUUCAUGAAUGAACUGGAGCAUCUGCCACUUCCCAUGUGGGCAGUGGGGGCCAUCGUGGUGGUAGUCCUGGCCCUGGUGGCCUGCUUUAUUUUCUGCUUCUUCAAGAAGUGUUUUGGCAAAAAGAAGAAGUCUAAAAAAGCCAGAGAGAGGAAGGGAGCAGCUCGCCGCCGGAAAGGAGGAGAGGAGGGGGAGGUAGAAGGAGGACCAAAGCAAGAAGAGGGGGAGAAAAGAGAAGGUGAGGAGCAGAAAGAAGAACAGGAGCACCUGGGAAAGCUGGAGUUUUCUUUGGAUUACAAUUUCACUGAAGCUCAGCUGAUAGUAGGGAUUUUACAAGCUCAGGAUCUGGCUGCUAUGGACAUUGGUGGCACCUCUGACCCUUAUGUGAAGGUGUUCUUGCUACCAGACAAAAAGAAGAAGUUUGAGACCAAAGUCCAGCGCAAAAACCUCUGCCCUGUGUUCAACGAGACCUUCAUCUUUAAGAUCCCAUACGCUGAGUUGGGUGGUAAGAUUUUGGUUCUACUGGUCUAUGACUUUGACCGUUUUGGUAAACAUGAUGUGAUUGGCCAGAUUAAGAUUCCUAUGAAUUGUGUGGAUCUUGGUCAGCCACUACACCAAUGGAGGGACCUGGAAAGUGCAGAGAAAGAAGAGCAAGAGAAGCUGGGUGACGUCUGUAUCUCUUUGCGCUAUGUUCCCACUGCUGGAAAACUCACUGUCAACAUCAUGGAGGCUAAAAACCUGAAAAAGAUGGAUGUAGGUGGAUUAUCAGAUCCUUUUGUUAAGAUUGUGCUGCAGCACAAUGGCAAGCGACUGAAAAAGAAGAAGACCACCGUGAAGAAAAACACACUGAAUCCGUAUUUCAAUGAGAGCUUUAGCUUUGAGAUCCCAUUCGAACAGAUACAGAAAGUCCAGCUCCUCAUCACUGUCUACGACUAUGAUAAACUGGGCAGUAAUGACCCCAUUGGUAAGAUCUUUAUCGGCUAUGGAGCAACUGGUGUUGGGCUACGUCACUGGUCAGACAUGCUGGCUAAUCCCAGGCGUCCUGUGGCUCAGUGGCACACGCUGCUGCCUGAGGAGGAAGUGGAGGCUGCGCUGAAAGCACCCCAUCGCUAAAAGCAGCCAUCACAACCAUACACUCAGCUUCCCCAUAACCUCCUCCCAGUUUACAGCAUGACAGUCAGUGUGUGACCUUGAACUCUGUUUGGUGUGGUCAGGGGUGAUCAGUUUAUUGUUAUCCUGAGCUAUGAAUCUUGUUUACAGUAGUCAGUGACACCACGCCUGACAAUGAAAUUAUGAUCAUGUAACUUUUGGGCAUUUUUCUUAGGCAGAAUUAAUAUUUCAUAAAUCAGCUGAUAAUCUUUUGUGGCUCUCUAUCUAUUGUGGCUGUUUUGUGUUCUGUGAAUGUUUCAGUAAUGUGUUUAUAUGGAUUUAUUUUUAAAUUGAUGACAAUAAGUGGUUGACCUUGUGUGGUUUCCUUCAAGAUUUGAUGAGAUUGUCGUUCUCUUAAGUGUGUGAUUUUUGAUAGUAUCUGCAGAGGUGACAGUGCAUAGCUGGCAGUCUAGAUUAUAUUUCUGUUCCAGAUAGAUGCUUUGCGAUGAACUGAUAUAUGCAAACACAAAAAAUGAAAAGAAAAAACAUCCAAAGUGAUGAACUUUUGAGCUCACGUUAAGACCCUGUUUAAGCUGUUUUUUUAUGAUCAGCUCUAUUUUGAACUGUACUGUUUACAGCUAUUGCUGCUUGACAACGUGAAUCAUAUUGCUUUUUACAGGUGCAUCUCAAAAAAUCUGAAUAUCAUCAAAAUGUAAUUCAUUUCAGUGAUUCAAUUCAAAAUUUUACCUUAUAUUAUAUAGAUGUAUUACAAACAGAGAGAUCAAUUUAAAGUGUUUAUUUCUUUUAUUGUUGAUGACUACGGCUUACAGCUAAAGAAAACCAGUUUAUUGAUUUAUUAUGUUAGCUUAUUAUUAUUUAAGACAAAUUGGUACUUUUGGCAGUGUGGGCAGUGUGUCCUGCUGGAAAAUGAAAUCUGCAUCUCCACAAAACUUGUCAGCAGAGGGAAGCAUGAAGUAUUCUAGAGUGUCCUGUUAAAAGCUGCACUGACUUUGGACUUAAUAUAACACUUGAACCAACAUCAGCUGAUGACAUGGCUCCUCAAACCUACUAACCUCACGAACAAUCAGUACAUUUUGCAUUUAUUUCAUUUAGAAAUCAGGGGUCAGAGUCUGGAGGAAGAGUGGAGAGACGCACAAUCCAAGCUGCUUGAGCUCUAGUAUGAGGUUUCCACAAUUAGUGAUGGUUUGGUUUAAAUGGAAUGACUGAACUUCGAUGAUAUAAUUUUUUUUUUUAGAUGCACCUCUAUUAGCUUUCCUGACCGCACCACUGACUUGUUUCGUAACACCAGUAUUUUCAAACUAUGUUUCCUACAUUUAUUCCAUUCCUGCAUUUCAGGCCUGCACCUUAAACACAUUAAAAUAUCACAUAUUUUUAUACAUGGGAUGGUAAAGCAUUUAUGACUUUAUAAUGCCACAGUUCCUUCUAGCAACUCUGUCUCAGGAGUUAUUUUGUCUCUAGUUUCUUCAUUUAUCAUUCAAAAAAUAUUCACACAACCACUUCUUCUGCAAACAUGCCUUUGUACUGUGUGUAGCAUUUGGUUUUCCAUUGUUUUAUUAUAAAAUGCAUAGAGAAAUGGGAAAAGGUGUAAUCAUGCAGGCAAAGUGGUACUUUAAGGUCUCAAUGUACUUUUUUGCACCAUUGCUUAAUUAAAACAGUGUGUUUGCAUGCAUAUCUGAAAUGCAGGAAUAAACUGAAAUGCAGUUUUCCAUACUGUCCCAUCUUUGCUAAAUUGGGGUUUUAAAAUGAAUUAUUUACUCCAGUACAAUUCAGUAAGUCAGUUUUCUUAUAACUGUUUAUGACUUAUAAUAAGAGUCAUAGAAUAAUGAAAUUCAAGACCUGCAAGACCUUUAUAAGCUGUGGAGCAACUGGUGUUAUACUACAUUAUUGGUCAGACAUGAGAGAAAUACUGCAUUCCAUUUUGAUAUUCUCAAAUCUUGUAUAUGUUUCUGUUUGUAUCUGCACGCUGCAUGAAAGUGUCAUUAAAGCAGAUUUUGUUUUA